Misgurnus anguillicaudatus (oriental weatherfish) is the source of this 4515-nucleotide messenger RNA. The record is from RefSeq and is a predicted model, not a curated record. Lineage: Eukaryota; Metazoa; Chordata; Actinopteri; Cypriniformes; Cobitidae.
UUGUGUUUUGUGUUUGCUUGAAAUUGAUGGUUUUGCAGGUGAUUGUAAAGAACAAUUGCUUAAAUCUUUUGAAUGAACUGUGAAACUGUGGCAAGCAUUGAUUUCUAUACACAUCACACUGAUACCCAUAGAGAAUAUAGCACUUUAGUUUUAUUUUGUAUUUGUUUUUUUUUCAUUGACAACAUACACUACACAAAUUAAAAUGACAGAUCCCAAUGCUCAACAUAGUACCCUUGUGAACAUGGAGGUGCCUGAUGUAGCCACUCCUCCUUGGCCACCGGUGUACCGCCAAGCUCCUUCAACAGGUGUUCACACCUUUUGUCACACACCCACACUUUUCAGAGGUUCUGCCCCACCAAGAGCACAUGUGCGGUUUGCAUCUCCACCAUUAGGCGGCAGCACUCCAGCUCAAGUACCCAUGGCAGAACAGAGACACAGCGACUCUAUGCAAUUAUGUUCAACAACGCCAUCAUUUGACAUGACAUCAGCUAUUGCAUCACCCCCUUCACGCUUAUCAUCAGGGAUACAGUAUGAACUGCCAGGAGAUCUUCCAACACCUAGAAGAGAAAUUGGACAACUUACUUCACAAGUUCAAGGAAAUUGGGACACCAUAUAUGAUUUUAUGACCAAGCAUGAGAAGGCUGUGACUGAACUUACCAAGGAGUUACAAUCCAGUUCAUCUAAUCACAAGAAGGAGACCACUGAACUUGCUGGUAAAAUGGAGGAAAUGAAGCAGCACAUGUCCGUCACUUUAUCUGCACACAAAAAACAGGCCGACAGUGAGACAGAUCAGACACUUAAAGCCAUAAAACUGAUGUUAACAGAAGAACUAAAGAAGACUGAGAAUACUUUGGUAUCGGAAAUGCAAUUCCUUGUGCAACAAUUGCAGGCGGAAGUUCAGCAGGACAUUCAGGCACUCCAAAGGAACCACCAGAGAUCUUCUGAUGAUUUGCUGAAAGAAACCAAUCAAUUAAUUUCAUUUACGGGGAAACUUUCAACAAACCUCAGUGAAUUGCAAUCACAAAUGGAGACAAAAUUCGACAUUCAGGAGAAAACCAUUGCUGACCUAAAAGUGAAAAGUGUUUCUUCCUCUAACACAUCUUCUCUUGUCACCACUCCAGUUUCCAUCCCUACUCCAGUUCCCAUACCUGCCACUGUUGUAAAAAGCGAUCACAUCAAAGUUACAUUCCCCACUUUUGGAAGACCUAGUGAUGAUCAAGAUCCUUUAUUAUACAUCACACGCUGUCAAGACUUUCUUGCUUUGCAUCCACUCACCGAUGAUGACAUCUUAGCCACCUUCAGAACCGUUCUCUCAGGUACUGCUCGUGACUGGUGGGAGGUAGCAAGAACCACGGUUACAAGCUGGAUGGAAUUUCAAUCUGCUUUCCUCUCAGCUUUCCUUGCAGAAGACUACGAGGAUGAACUGGCUGAACGUGUUCGAAAACGAACCCAAGGAGAAAAAGAGUCGAUUAGGGACUUUGCUUUUAGUUAUCGAGCACUUUGCAAGCGAUGGAAAUCGGACCUGGAGGAAAGGGACAUAGUUAAGAUGAUACUCAAGAACAUAAAACCAUACCUUGCUAGUCAUCUUCGUGGACAUGUUAGCACUGUGGAAGAACUUGUACGUCUUGGCCACCAGCUAGAAAGAGACCACGAACAACAAACACAAUGUGAUAACCGAACAAUGCCCAAAACCACUACCACGUCAGUUAAAGGAACAGCAUCCACCCCACCUGUUGUACAAUGUUGGCGCUGCAAAGAGCUACAUGCCCCAGGCAGCUGUCCACAUUAUGUCUCCUCAAGCCAACCUACACAAUCUGCAAGUCAUCAGCCAUACUCGAACAGACGAAAUUAUCAUCCACACAAGCCAGGUCCACCUUCUCAUAAUACAGUGUCUUCAGUAUCUACAAAGAACUCAACCACAGAUCAGCAUAAUACUCCCCUUACACCUAGAGAAAAAAUUCCCGGAAAUUCUGUCUGCAUUCCACAACAGUUAAUGGUACCUGUUAGCAUUGGCCCAUGGAAAGGAAAGGCCAUUGUAGACACGGGGGCAAGUUACACCCUCAUCCACGAGUCACUAUGGAGAAGCUUGUCACAGACACCCCCUGACCUUCAACCUUGGACUCGCGGACCACUCUAUUUAGCAAAUGGAAAAGCAGAAGUACCCCUAGGAUGGAUCAAUACAGGUAUAAAUUUGCACAAUCAUUCUUUCACAAUACCUGCUGCUGUCCUUUCCACACAUGCCCUAGCGUAUGCUGUAGUUUUAGGAUUAGACUUCAUUUUCUUCAGUGGCCUACAAAUCAACGUAAUAGAUCAAAAAUACGCAUUCAAGAUUGCGCCCACAGAAGAAUAUCCUUUUCAACCAGGAGUUGCAAGUAUCCCACCUUGUGUUGACUCAUCACGUAAGAAAACCAAACCAACCAAGCCCAGUUUACACUUGAUGACAUCUGUACCUCCACCUACACCCUUACUGGUCCUGCAGCAUCCUGAUAUAGUCUCUGAUGAGGUGUUAAUCAGAAAUGCAGUAGACAUGGCUCAUUUACCCCCAGAUGGAAAGCAGACCUUACACCACAUCCUUGCAAGCAAGCAAAACACAGAACUACCUUGGUCAGAAGUUGACUUAUGGGAAGAACAACAGAAGGACCCUGAAGUGACAAAGCUGCUGCAAGCCAUAGCAGAAAAUUCGGAUCUGGAAAAUCGAUACGAAGUUAUCAAUGAUAAAUUGUAUCAAAAAACACAACAAACAGAUAAUCACAUACAUUACAGAGUUUACAUACCCCAUAGUCUCCGAACUUCAUUCUUACAGCAUUACCAUGCCAGUCCGUUAAGUGGCCAUGGAGGGAUCUUCAAAACCUACAAGAGACUGCAAGAAGUUGCAUUCUGGCCGGGAAUGUGGUCAGACGUAAAACGUCAUGUAAAAACCUGCAUAACCUGUCAAAAAUUCAAGAACGAUAAUCAGAAACCAGCCGGAAAAUUACAACAAACCAUCACAACCCGACCCAAUCAAAUGAUAGGAGUGGACAUUAUGGGACCCUUACCACGAAGCACACACCAAAAUGAAUACCUACUGGUAUUCGUGGAUUACUACACCCGUUGGGUCGAAUUAUUCCCUAUGGGUAAUGCCACUGCCCACACUGUUGCCACCAUUUUCAGGAAAGAAAUCCUAACUCGAUGGGGAGUACCGGAUUUUCUUAUCUCAGAUAGAGGUGUCCAAUUUACCUCAUCUGUCUUCAAGGAGCUGUGUGAAAACUGGAGCAUUACACCAAAACUGACCACUGCAUACCAUCCACAAACCAACCUAACUGAAAGAAUCAAUCGCAAUCUCAAGAACAUGAUGGCCGCAUACGUAGAAGACAAUCACAAAAAAUGGGACCAAUACCUACCAGAAUUCCGUUUUGCUUUGAACUCUGCAGUACAGGAAACCAUCGGACUGACUCCAGCCGAACUGCAGCUUGGUCGAAAACUCCAAGGCCCACUGGACAAACUUCUGCACGGUAACAAUUUAACACCCGAUGCUGCUUCUUAUGAUGUAGUUCAGCAUCUUCACCAACUACACCUGCAAGCAAAAGAAAACAGUCAAAAACCGAAGAAAAGACAACUGAGAAACUACAAUAAGGACAGAAGAGACUUAAUCUUUAAAGAUAAGGAUCGAGUAUGGUUGCGUAACUUCCCACAAUCCAGCGCACAACGUAACUAUAGUGCAAAACUCGCUCCUAAAUGGAAAGGACCCUACCGUAUUGUGAAGCAGCUUGGUCCGGUAAACUACCAGAUAGUCCUGGAAGACACUGGGGAAGAUGUCCGAUCAGCACAUGUCUGUAAUUUAAAAAAGUGUUUCCCUACAGCAGAAGAAUUAGAGUAUCAGGAACAGGAAAACCUUCACAAGUUAUUUCAAGAUUCCUCUGAUGAAACUGAAGAAUUUUUAGGUUUCUAACCUGUAUUUUUGUUGUUUUGUUAAAUCACCCUUGGGUGCUUUUUUUUCCAGGGGGGGAGAGUGUGGCAGUGCAGAAACUUUCCGCCACCAUAUUUUUACAUUCUUCUUAUUAUUAUUAUUAUUCGUGUUUGCCUCCGCGAAUCGAUCACAUGAGAGGGAGGAGUAAUAGGUGGAGCUAACCUGAAAGAACCGGAAGGAGAAAAGUAAAUAAAAGAGACGGCAUUGCAUCCGGAAGUACUGCGUCAUUGUUUUUGUUUACCUGAGUGAGAGUGUGGGCCUGCCGUGAGAGGACGGAUGUUGUUCCAAUGCUGGCUUUUGAGUUUAUUGACGAGUGCAACACGGAGCUUUGGCUUUGGAUCGUGUGAGCAUUUAUCCCAGUCGAUAUUUGAGAUAAGCUACGGACAACUGGAUUGCUUUCCCGUCUGUUAUGAGGACAGAGAGCUGCUACACCUCACUCCGAGGACCUCCACUUCCGUAAACUUUGAUGACGCAGUCCAUACCCCGCCUGUAUUUUUUCAACAUUGACAUUUAAACUUCAUAUUUUUACAUUUGACUUACCUGAAAUAAAUCACCAGCACCAAACUGCA